Messenger RNA from Tetrahymena thermophila SB210, 3345 nucleotides. RefSeq lists its product as hypothetical. The transcript has 11 exons. NCBI's taxonomy places the organism in Eukaryota, Ciliophora, Oligohymenophorea, Hymenostomatida, Tetrahymenidae. The record is from RefSeq and is a predicted model, not a curated record.
AUGGAAGAAUUUGAUAAAUUUAAUUAUGAAAUAGUGUUUCAUAAAUUAGAUAUGAAUUUCGCUCCUAAAAAUAGUCUCCUUUCUCUCACCUUUAAAAGAGGGACUAGUUCUUAGGAAUCUAAAAGAAAGUUUUAUUUAGAUGAUUAAUCAAAGCAGGCAAUAAUAAAUGAAGCAUUUUCUUUUAAAACAUAGCUACAAACAAAUAGAUAAAGAAAUUAAUAUUUAGAAAAAUAUGUUGAAGUGUAUAUAAAUUAAUGGAAGCAAGAAAAGAGUACAAUAAUUGGAGCUUUGAAGAUCAAUGUAGCAAAUUAUCCAAACAAUAAUAUUUAUGCAAGAUAUGAACAAGAUGUUCCCUUAGAAAAGUGUAAUGAUCUUUCAGCUAGGAUGAGUUAUUAAGUCAAGUGUUCAAAGACCGACAGUAGAGAAUCAAGUGAAAAAAGAAUUUAAAGUAAGUCACCAAUCCAAGGAUCGACCUCACACUAGUAGCAAGGAGUAGGAAGAUUAGGAAAUUCACAGUAAUUUAAUCAGCAGCAACAACAGCAGUAAAUAGCUUAUAAAUCCUUUGCUUAUAAGCAUCAUUCAGAACUCUCACCAGUUCAACCUAAAAGCAAGAACACUGACUAAGAAGAAUCUUCCAUGAGCCCAUACAAGGAAAUUCAUUAAUAAAGUAAUACAAAUCAAAGGUAAAAUAUAGAUGAAAUAAGCAAUAAUUAAUAAGGAAACAUUUCUACAACUGUAUCUGCAUCUAAGGCUCUUGGAGCUUCAUCAACUACUAAAAAAACUCCUCUCAUUACUAUAAAUAAAGAAAAAAAAGCUGAAAAGAAAAAUUUUAUCUUAAUAAACUAGAAAAAAUAAUAGAAUAGUUUCUCAGGAAAUAAUGAUGUUAUAAUAAAAAAUAAUACUCAAGCUACAAGCUAACUCUCAAAUUCUAAUAUUUCUGAUACUACUCAUGCUAAUAGCGAUAUGAAGGAAAGAAUGAGUAUUAAAUAAAGUUUACAGUCGUCAGCUGCUGCAACUUCUAAAACAAAAAAUUAUCUUAACUAAACUUCUUAAAGCAAAUCCCCUGAAUAAUCAUCUAAAUUAACAAAAAAUAAUCUUUUAACUCCAAGAACAAAAACCCCCACUCCAACUCCUCGUCCUAUAAGUGUUGUUUCAUAAUAAAGCUCCUCAACCAAAAAUUCUUCAAAAAAAGAAAUAGGAUAUAGAGAGAGAAGUGCAGAAUAGCACGAAUAAAAAAUGUUAUACAAUUCUAAAGCAGAAAAGUAAGAAAGCUUGCAAAAGCAGUAAGUUCCUAAUAAACGUAAAUUUAUAAUAGAGGGUAAGAGGAGAUAAGAAGAGAAGUAAAAUGUUAAAGAUAUUUAAAAUGCAGAGUUAGCAGAAAAGCUCUCAUUUUUAACUCAGAAAUUGAGAAACUAAAGUCAAGAACCUCCUAAAGAAAAAGGUUUAGGAAAUUAUAGCGACUAAAGCCAUAAUGAUUCAAAUAUUGAUAGCAGUUUAUAUUAAACAUAGUAAUAGAAAGAAUUGAGAGAUUUCAAAAAAAAAUAAAUGAAAGAAAUUUCAAAUUUAGAUAAUAUGAUAAACUAAAUGAAGACAGAUCCUUAAUUGGAAGACUUUGAGAGUGUCCAUGCAGAAAGUGAAAUUGCAGAAAAUGGUUAAAAAAAUUAAAAAAAGCUAAGAAAUGACAAUAGCAGCAGUACUUAGCAAGUUGACUUUGAAGAUGAUGAACUAUUUGAUAAUAGUAACUACAAUUCAAAUAAAGUAGAAAAGUAUAAUAAAAAUGGAAAAACCAAGUAACUAAACCACUCUGACUCUUAAGAGAUAAAUAAUGAUGAAGAAUUUCAUGAAGAACAAAGAGAACACUGCGUUAUUCCUGUAGCAUAAGAUUUAUAAAUAGAAAGAAAAUUUACUUUUAAUAGCUAGCAUGUUAAUGAAUAAUAAAUAAAAUUUGAAGAGAAAGAAAAAGAACUACAUGAAAAAAUUUAAACUUUAGAGUAGCACAUUUAAGUUUUAAAUAAAACUAUUGAGCAACUUAAUGUUUAAAAUUAAAUAAUUACUAACGAGCUAUCUUCUAGCUAGCAGUAGCUUUAAUUAUCAAAUUAAGAGAAAUAGCUACUUCUUUCUUCGAACUCAAUUCUCAAGCAGUAAAAUGAUGAUUUAUAAAACUAAUUAAAAGUGAAUCAAGAGAUAUACACUCUAAAAAUUAGUUAAAUCCAAGAAUCAGCAUAAUCUAAUUCAGGAACUCCUAAGGAAUUAGCAUAAUAGGUUGAAAAUACUUAAUACAUGGUGUAGCAAAUAAAGAUUUUGACUACAUAAAAUAAUGAUUUGACUAAUUAAGUUAAGUAGUAAUAAAAUACUAUAUUUGAAUAUUAAUCACAUUUAAGUGAAUAAGAAAAAACUAUUGAAGAGCUUAUAUUUAAGAUUAAUUAAAAAGAUCUCAUAGUUAAUGAGAAAUCUAAAGACAUGGAAGCAUUAAAAAAUGAAAUAGAAGGUAAAAUUAAAAAUGGCGUCUAAGCUAAAAAUGAUGAAAUAGAUUAGAUAAAAAGAGCAUAUGAAUUACAAAUUUAGGAGUUAUAAGAUAAAUUAAGAUUAGUCAGUGAAGAAAAGCAAAAUAUACUCAUAUAGUUUUAGGUAAAACAGUAAUAAUUUGAUGAUAAAGUAUAAGAGUUGAAUAGCUAAUUAUAGGAAGCUAACUAACGUUUAGAGUAGUUUGAAUAAUUUUACUAAAGCUUUUAAAGCUAAGGAUAAGCUACCUCAAUUGAGUAUUAAAAAGCUUUAGAGUAAAUAAAGGCUAUGGAAUAAAGUUUAGAAAUUAAUCAAAAUGAAAAAAGAAUGCUAGAAGAAGAAAUUGAAACUUUAAAGCAGAACAUGAACAAAAAUGAAAUGCAAUUAUCUUAAUCUCAUUAAAGAAAAAUAGAAAUCGUUGAAUAAGAAAAGAUUAAUUUAUAAUAAGAAAACAUGAAACUUUCUUCAAAAGUAGAAUAACUAAACAAAUAAAUUCAUGAAGCUGCCUUAAAUAUUCCAAUCAAUAAAGUUGCUACUGAAGAUUUUGAGAAAAUGUAUUUCAACUCAUAAAAAUAAUUAAUUAUAGUUCAAGAUAAAUAUAAAAUUGAGCUCGAAAGAUAACAAAUUGAAUUUAGUAAGCUUGAAAAUAUACUGAAAAUUUAUUAAUAAAGAUCUGAAUUUUUGGAAUAAACAAAUGAGUAUCUUGAAGCAUAGCUAAUUGAAACUAAAGAAGAUUUAUGUAAUGCUAUGAAUGGAAUAUUAGGAUCACAAUCUAAUGAAAUUUAUGAUAAUAUUGAGCAAUUCUUUUCAUUUAGAGAAAACAGAGCAUAUAACUUUAAUUGA